Molecule: messenger RNA, 6994 nt
Organism: Osmerus eperlanus (European smelt)
Lineage: Eukaryota; Metazoa; Chordata; Actinopteri; Osmeriformes; Osmeridae
Gene: col4a5
Product: collagen, type IV, alpha 5 (Alport syndrome)
Exons: 49
Coding region: 1-5031 (1676 amino acids)
Biological process (GO): extracellular matrix organization
Cellular component (GO): basement membrane; collagen trimer
Molecular function (GO): extracellular matrix structural constituent conferring tensile strength
Source: RefSeq, a predicted model, not a curated record
AUGGAGACAGGCAGGACGGAGAAUGGUUUCCAUAGUGACCAGAUGUGGGUCAAAGGUGCUGUUUCAGCAUGUCAUGGCUGUGCGGCUGGGUCCAAGUGUGACUGCAGCGGAGUGAAAGGAGGAAAGGGCGAGAGGGGUUACCCAGGCCUCCAGGGCCAGCCAGGUGUACCCGGGUUCCCAGGGCCCGAGGGGCCCGGUGGCCCCAGAGGAGAGAAGGGUUAUGAUGGACCAGGAGGUCCAACUGGUCCAAAAGGAAUCAGAGGACCACCUGGUCUACCUGGAUUCCCAGGAACACCAGGAAUUCCAGGCCUCCCAGGACAAGACGGGGCUCCUGGGCCGAGGGGUACCGCAGGCUGUAACGGCACCAAGGGUGAGCGAGGAUUCCCAGGAACAUCAGGCUACCCUGGAACAGAAGGCCGACCAGGUCCUCCCGGUUUGCCAGGCCAAAAGGGUGACCCAGGUGACGUGAUUUCAUCAGACCGUUUCGGCCAGAAAGGAUCGCUGGGCCUCCCUGGCUUGCCCGGAGUCCCUGGCAACCCCGGUCCCCCUGGAUUGAGCGGCCCUCUCGGUCCACCUGGUCCCAGAGGAAAUGAUGGUCGCCACGGCCCUCCUGGCCCACAAGGACCUAAGGGAAACAUGGGCCUGAACUUCCAGGGACCCAAAGGAGAGAAGGGGGAGACUGGACUGAGGGGUCCUCCCGGGCCUCCAGGUCAGGUUGGGGAGCAGACUGGACCUACCGAGUCAGAGAUCCAGAGAGGAGACAAGGGUGACAUCGGGUUGCCGGGCCCUACUGGUGACGUUGGGCCUCCAGGACCCCCUGGCCCCUCAGGUGGGCAGAAGGGAGAGAAGGGGGAGCAAGGAGAAGCUGGAAAACGAGGCAAACCAGGAAAAGAUGGAGACCCCGGUCCAUCUGGGUUCCCAGGUAGUAAAGGAGAAUUAGGAGGUCCAGGUCUCCCGGGUCGUGAUGGAGACAGAGGUGACAAAGGAGAUCGUGGAUUUCCGGGACCUCCAGGGGUGGUGUUGGGUGGAGAUACGUCUGGUCGAGUGGGACCUAAAGGGGAGCCUGGAUUCCCCGGGUCGCCGGGCAGGAAAGGAGACAGAGGCCCUCCUGGUCUCUCAGGUCCUUCCGGACAACCAGGACAGCCAGGUGUAGGAUCUGCAGGCCAGCCCGGCCAGCCAGGGUUCCCAGGAGACAGAGGUCCAAAGGGAGAGGAGGGCCAGCCUGGCAUCGCCCUCCCUGGCCCCCCAGGACGGAGUGGCUCCCCUGGGCUGCAGGGUUCUCCGGGGGCACCCGGACCUCCAGGGAUCUCCAGCGGUGGGGGGGCCUGCAUUGGGGGGGCCCCCGGCCGGCCUGGUGUGCAGGGAGACAGGGGCUUCCAGGGGGAAAGUGGACAUAAAGGUGAUAAGGGUGACACCUGUGUGAACUGCUUCUCCAACGGCAGCCCCAUCCCCGGCCCCCAGGGGCCCGCCGGCCCCCCCGGGUUCCCAGGAACCCCUGGAGGACCGGGACCUAAAGGUGAAAGAGGAUACUCAGGAGGCCCAGGGCUUCUCGGACCUGCUGGUCCUCCAGGCCAGCAGGGGACGCCAGGUUACCCAGGAGAGAAGGGAGACCCUGGGGACGCCAUCGUGGCUGACGGAGUGAGAGGUGACAAAGGUGACACGGGCUUCCCUGGAUCUCCCGGUUUACCGGGUCUGGACGGCCGCCCCGGUAGAGACGGGGUACCGGGAGCACCGGGACUCAAAGGAGCGUCCGGUUCCCAGCAGGUGAAGGGAGAACGAGGACCACAAGGGGAACCCGGUCUCCCGGGAGGUCCAGGCGACAGAGGGUCUUCAGGGAACCCAGGCUACGGCCCCCAGGGCCCCUCGGGAGAGAAGGGCGUGCAGGGCGUGUCAGGCCGUCCAGGGACUACCGGAACACCAGGAGCUAAAGGCGAGCCGGGCCAGACAGUGGCGGAGAAGGGCUUACCAGGACCUUCUGGACAGAACGGAGAUCCCGGUUUACCAGGCGGCCCAGGUAACCCUGGACAGCCCGGACAGCCUGGUUUCCCUGGGUUACCAGGAGCCAAAGGAGACCCAGGUCUCUCUGGCAUUGGAUUACCAGGACCCCCCGGUGCUAAAGGUUUCCCAGGCACACCUGGCCAGCCGGGCAGCACAGGAGGGCCCGGCAGACCUGGGGUAGACGGCCUUCCUGGACAGCCUGGCUUUCCUGGAUCCAAGGGAGAGCCUGGCUUUGGUUCACCCGGACCCCAAGGCCCUCCUGGGUUCCCAGGGGGUAAAGGAUCCUCCGGGCCCAAAGGAGAUUCCGGUUUCCCCGGCAGCCCAGGACAACCUGGACGGUCUGGGUUCGACGGCGGACCCGGAUCCAAAGGUGACUCUGGUAUCCCUGGAGCCCCCGGAGCUCGUGGCCCCCCUGGUUCCCCCUCGUUCGGCUCCCAGGGCCUCCCCGGGGCCGCGGGCCCCCCCGGCCCUAGUGGGUCCCCCGGGUUCCCCGGUGGGCCAGGAGCGAAGGGAGACCCAGGCUCCCCUGGCCUGGACAUCCCAGGGUUGCCGGGAGACAGAGGUUCUCCUGGGUUCCCCGGUUCCCCCGGCUCGGUGGGUGCUCCGGGAGGACCUGGAGGACCAGGGCGUGACGGCCUACCUGGACUGCCCGGUGCCAAGGGAGACAUGGGUGUGAUGGGCUCCCCUGGACCCUCUGGAGGGCCCGGAGGACCUGGUGCACCUGGCUUCCCUGGACCUAAAGGUGAUGACGGUUUCCCAGGGCGACCAGGUGGGCCCGGAGGCCCCGGCGGGAAGGGAGACAAGGGGGACGCCGGCCUUCCAGGUGCCCCCGGGCCCGCAUCCCCCCCCAGCCUGGGUUCUAAGGGUUCUAAGGGAGAACCAGGAGCUCCAGGUUUCAGUGGGCUGCCAGGCCAAAAGGGCAUCUCUGGUCUCCCUGGUGAACCAGGUCUCCCCGGGCAAGACGGACGUCCAGGUAGUUCAGGACCAUCAGGUCUUAAAGGAGACGCGGGUAUCCCCGGGGGCCCUGGCUCUCCUGGAGUCCCAGGGUUGAAGGGGGCCAUGGGGGAGAUGGGCUUCCCUGGCCCCUCUGGUUUGAAGGGAGCUCCUGGUCAGCCCGGCCGCUCAGGGUCCCCGGGGGGGCCUGGAGCCCCUGGGUUCCCUGGGGCCAAGGGAGACCCCGGACUGGCCGGAGCAGGGUUCCCUGGAGCAUCCGGAUUGAAGGGUGAACCAGGCCAACCAGGAUAUCCAGGAACUACCGGACAGAAAGGAAAUCCAGGCGGUCCCGGCCUCCCAGGCCUGCCAGGCGGUCCCGGCUCCAAGGGCGACCCAGGCCUGCCAGGAUUCCAAGGUUCUCCUGGUAUUAGCGGUCCAAAAGGUCUGGACGGUGCCCCCGGUAACCCCGGUCUCAGCGGAGCAUCCGGCCGACCGGGAGAGCCAGGCCGUCCUGGUUCACCUGGUUACCCCGGCGACAAGGGCCAAGCAGGUCGGGACGGGAUCCCCGGUCCAGCUGGAAUCAAAGGAGACCCAGGUCUGCCAGGCUUCGGUGGUCCUGGAUCACCCGGUCUCCCAGGGAUACCAGGAGCGAAGGGAGACGUGGGCCUACCUGGUCUCCCAGGCAGCUCGGGCUUCCCCGGUUCCAAAGGAGAUGCAGGGUUCCCCGGCCUCCCCGGUUCCUCUGGCAGUAUUGGGCCCCCGGGUCCCCCAGGGCUGGCCCUCCAGGGGCCCAAAGGGAACCCAGGCUCCCCUGGCGCCCCAGGGCGUGGAGGUCCCCCAGGUCCAGAGGGGCCCCGCGGGCCUGCUGGUAGCGGAGGGAUCAAGGGGGAGAAGGGCAUCCCUGGUGCCUCCGGACAGCCCGGUUUCCCGGGACAGAAGGGAGAUAUGGGAAGCCCCGGGUUCUCGGGUGCUUCUGGUAUUCCUGGUCCCAGCGGUCUGAAGGGAGAUGUUGGUCUUCCUGGCGUCCCCGGAUUCCCAGGGCCGAAGGGGGAGUCUGGUACCCCCGGAUCGUACGGUGGCCCUGGAGAGCGCGGAGACGCCGGAGAGCCUGGUCUGCCAGGAGACUCGGGCGUCGCCCCCGCCCCCAUCGUGUUGAAGGGGGAGCGGGGCCCCCCGGGCAUCCAGGGCCAGCCUGGAGAGAGAGGUGUCCCUGGAGGCCCCGGACGGGAGGGACUUAAUGGCCAGCCAGGUAACCCAGGAGACUUGGGCCCCGAGGGUCCCCCAGGAUUCAGUGGAGGCCCCGGACGCAAGGGUGACCCCGGGCCGGCCGGACAGCCAGGUCAGCGAGGGUACCCCGGCCCCCGGGGUUCAGACGGCCUCCAGGGGCCCCCAGGCUCCCCCGGUGGGGCUUCCAUCGCCCACGGCUUCCUGAUCACCCGCCACAGCCAGGCCCAGGACGUGCCCUUCUGCCCGGACGGCACCUCGCUGAUCUACGACGGCUACUCCCUCCUCUACGUCCAGGGGAACGAGAGAGCCCACGGCCAGGAUCUGGGCACUGCUGGCAGCUGUCUGCGCAGGUUCAGCACCAUGCCCUUCAUGUUCUGCAACAUCAACAACGUGUGCAAUUUCGCCUCCCGCAACGACUACUCCUAUUGGCUGUCCACUCCUCAGCCCAUGCCAAUGAGCAUGGCCCCCAUCACAGGAGAGGGUAUCAAGCCCUUCAUCAGCAGGUGUGCAGUGUGUGAGGCUCCUGCCAUGGUGAUCGCGGUGCACAGCCAGACCAUCCAGAUCCCCUCCUGCCCAGCCAGCUGGGAGCCCCUGUGGAUAGGAUACUCCUUCAUGAUGCACACCAGUGCGGGUGCGGAGGGUUCCGGCCAGGCCCUGGCCUCCCCGGGCUCCUGCCUGGAGGAGUUCCGCAGCGCCCCCUUCAUCGAGUGCCACGGCAGGGGAACCUGCAACUACUUUGGCAACUCCUACAGCUUCUGGCUCGCCACCGUGGACUCCACUGACAUGUUCAGGAAGCCCCAGUCUGAGACCCUGAAGGCCGGUAACCUGCGUACGCGUGUCAGUCGCUGCGUCGUGUGCAUGAAGAGGACGUAACGGGGCAAGGCUCCGGAAAAAAGCAGCCGUUGGCGGGGACGACCGACGACGAGCUGGGGGCGGGGGUUGGAGGGGUGGGUGGGUGGGUGGGGGAGGGCUCAGAGCCGGUUGCGGAGACGAUGAUGCUGAUGAUGAUGGUUUCUGCGGAAGCGGAGGAGGGGGGGGGAUCGAUUCUGUGGCAAAGAGGUGGAAUUCCAAUGGUGCGUCAUGCUGAAACGACUUAAUAACGGUGCUACUGUUGUACACAGCGAUGGGGGAAAAAAACUGCGAUGAAAAUUGUACGAUAUCUGUUCUAGUCUUUCUUUUAUUUCUUAUAAAAGAAGUACCUCAAAACAGCCUUUGAAAACGAUCUACUAAAAAGGUGCCAUGACGGAUGUGUUACAACAAACGUGCAUUUUAUUUUUCACUUUAAUUUGCAUUUUAUUUUUCUAAGAAUUGUCUUCUUUUUUUUAUGUCAGAUGUGGAACUGUGGAACUGUGGAACUGUGGUACUGUGGAACUGUGGAACUGUGGUACUGUGGUACUGUGGAACUGUGGAACUGUGGUACUGUGGAACUGUGGUACUGUGGUACUGUGGAACUGUGGUACUGUGGUACUGUGGAACUGUGGUACUGUGGUACUGUGGUACUGUGGAACUGUGGAACUGUGGUACUGUGGAACUGUGGAACUGUGGUACUGUCAGUUCAGACAUAUGUGGUACUUUCUAGACAGACUUUCUCUUUCUUUCUUUCGUUCUUCCUCCCUUGAAUUUUUUUUUUUUUCUUGUCGUUUAACUAAGGAGUGGGACAACCUCCACAGUAACCAAAUCGGCACUUUGAACUCUGCUCACACAAAAGAAGUUAUGCACUGAUAUACUUUCUCAGUAAGACACAAGUACUGCCUUCUUUUAUAGGUUUUUAGCAUAAAAAACAUUUUCUACUUUCUUUUUUUCUUUCUUUACAUAAUUUUUCCCCCCCAUUUGUGUCCGUUAGGGGUACUAACUUUCUCCCUCCCUAUCUGCUAACUGUACGCUCUCUUGUCUUUGUAAGUAGGUAUGUGUAUAUUGUUUAAACACUGUUAUAGUGGGCAAAACGGACAAAAACGGUAACUAGUUUAUAUAAAAGACAGUUUUCCUGCUUUCUCUUCUUGCGUUCAAUCUCUCACACAUUCAUUGAUUCACUCGUUCAUCCACUCACACGCACUCACCCACAGGUAUUGUACAAAGUAAGGCUUUUUAUGAGACAGUAUUUUAUAUAUAUAUAAAUAUAUAUAUAUUGAAAUAAAUUGACAAAAAAAAGAGAAAGGUUUAUGAACUUUAUUUGACUGCCGUUGGUCGUUCUCCUUCACUCCAGAAACAUUUCAUAAUUUUUCCACCCAAUUAAAUAAACACUAAAACAACCGAACUACCGAUUAAUUUUUCGUAACAGAUUUUCUCUCUUAAUUUAAAGCAUCCUAGCAACGUCGUUAUGGUUACAAUCGUGCUAAUGACUCAGAUGUCUGCUCUUUCAUUUUCUAAUAAUCUUGUUCAGUGGGAUUAAAAAACAUGGUGGGGCGGUUAGAAUUUAAAUUGUCAUUUGAGGUCAAUUUUAUUUUUAUUUUUUUUCAUAAGAGAUUGAAAAAAUCUGAGAUUCCUAUCCAGAAUAUGUAUAUUGUUGAUCUGGAUUCUUUAAAAAAAAAAUGUUUAUGAUAAAACCUAAUCUGGAUUAAAUCUUAAUCUGGACACUGGGGUUAAUGUGUGUUUCCACCUGUCCCCAGGAGCAGGCAAAUUACCGUGGUAAUCUGAGGUAAUGUCAGCUGUUAGUUGUCGGGGGUGACAUUACAUUUCCUGUGAUUAAAAUCUUCCAAUCUUUUUUAUUUUAUGUUCAUUCUGGGGUGUGCGACAAAUGUUUAUUAAUUUCAAUAUUUUUUUUAUUUUUUUUUCCCGUGUAUGUUAUCCAGAAGUUGUUAUAAACUUUUAAGAAUGAAAUAAACACAAUGUCCAAUGA